CGGCGCGCGGGCGGGGCGGGGCGCGCGGGGACAAAGGGAAGCGGAGCCGGAGCCGCGGGCGCCUCUCUCGCCCCCACCCCCGUCGGCCCGCGGUGUCUCAGAUUCAUUCUUAAGGAACUGAGAACUUAAUCUUCCAAAAUGUCAAAAAGACCAUCUUAUGCCCCACCUCCCACCCCAGCUCCUGCAACACAAAUGCCCAGCACACCAGGGUUUGUGGGAUACAAUCCAUACAGUCAUCUCGCCUACAACAACUACAGGCUGGGAGGGAACCCGGGCACCAACAGCCGGGUCACGGCAUCUUCUGGUAUUACGAUCCCAAAACCCCCAAAGCCACCAGAUAAGCCGCUGAUGCCCUACAUGAGGUACAGCAGAAAGGUCUGGGACCAAGUAAAGGCUUCCAAUCCUGAUCUAAAAUUGUGGGAGAUUGGCAAGAUUAUUGGUGGCAUGUGGCGAGAUCUCACUGAUGAAGAAAAACAAGAAUAUUUAAACGAAUACGAAGCAGAAAAGAUAGAAUACAAUGAAUCCAUGAAGGCCUAUCACAAUUCCCCCGCGUACCUUGCUUACAUCAAUGCAAAAAGUCGUGCAGAAGCUGCGUUAGAGGAAGAAAGCCGACAGCGACAGUCUCGCAUGGAGAAAGGAGAACCUUACAUGAGCAUCCAGCCUGCUGAGGAUCCGGAUGACUAUGACGAUGGUUUCUCAAUGAAGCAUACAGCCACCGCCCGUUUCCAGAGGAACCACCGCCUCAUCAGUGAGAUCCUCAGUGAGAGUGUGGUGCCAGAUGUUCGGUCUGUUGUCACAACAGCUAGAAUGCAGGUUCUUAAGCGACAAGUCCAGUCCUUAAUGGUUCAUCAGCGGAAACUUGAAGCCGAACUGCUUCAAAUAGAGGAACGACACCAGGAAAAGAAGAGGAAAUUUCUGGAGAGCACGGAUUCCUUUAACAACGAACUUAAAAGGUUAUGCGGUCUGAAGGUAGAAGUAGAUAUGGAGAAAAUUGCAGCUGAAAUUGCACAGGCAGAGGAGCAGGCCCGCAAAAGGCAGGAAGAGAGGGAGAAGGAGGCGGCAGAGCAAGCUGAGCGCAGCCAAGGCAGCGUCGCCCCUGAGGAAGAGCAAGCGGCAAAUAAAGCCGAGGAGAAGAAGGACGAGGAGAGCGUUCCCAUGGAGACAGAGGAGGCUCACCUUGAAGAAGCAACAGAGAGCCAGCAGCAUGGUGAGGAAGGCGCGUGCACCCCUGAGGACAAGGAGAGCGGGCAGGAGGGCGCUGACAGCACGGCCGAAGAGGGGACCAGUGACAGCAGCACGGGCUCCGAGAGCAACGGCGCGGCCGCGGAGGAGCCGCCCGCAGAGCCCGUGCCCGGGGACGAGAAGAAGGCGUGAAGGUUGCCUGGUUUCAUGCGUCCUAGACACUUUUUUAAUGAAAAAUGUUGUUUUUGGUUUUAAUGGUGUUCUGUGGUCUGUGUACUAGUUUUUUCUUGUCCAUAGCACACCACCAAAGGCUUUUGAUUAUGAACAUCACGGGCCUCACGGCAGUCUCUCGCCUUCCUUAGCUUUGGGAAGGCAGCUCUUUCCUUUGGUUCUUGUUAGCGCUCAGCUUCUGAAAGCCUCCGAAUCUAGGUGAAUUGGGAAAACUCCACCUCUUUAGAGACUUUCCUUUGAUGCUGCAGAAUCUACCUUACACAUGCCUUCCACAGUUCACUUGGGUGCUCACCAAAGCCGCCCAGCCCCAUCCUGAGCCCCUCUCAUGCACUUGUGCGGAGAACCUUCUGUGAAACACUCAUGUGUGAGUAUGUGUUCGUCCACUGACCCUUUUUAUUCCUACUCAGUCAAGUACCAAGGGUUGCAUCAGGGUGGAUCAGAGCCUGCAACUAGCUGCACAUAGACCAUACUGCUUUGGAAAUGGUCUCCACAGCUGAGUGGUGCUGGUGUGAGAUCGUUGUUAGAGUGAGCCAGCACAUGCACAUUAGCUCUGCUGCUUUCCAUUCUCGUAGUGGGCAUAUUCUGGAAAACCCAUCCUUAGUGGACAGAGGAACAAAGCAUACUUUUGUACCAGGUUUUCCAAAGACAGCCUAGAUCACAGAACUUGUGGAGCAGGCAAUCCCUGCAGUGGACUGUGUAACUUGCACAUGACUAGCCCAGUUCAGUUCACCCACUUGAAAUUGUUUUACAGUGAUCAGAACAUUUAAAACCUCAAGGCUCAGGAUCUCACAGGCCAGAGCCUACCUUUUUUGAUAAAUCCCUUGGUAAAGUCUUAGAGUCUAGAAAUAAAAUAGUUUGUGACAUGUAUGCUGCCUAAAACUAGAAUAGAUUUUUACUGAAUAGUGGUAUAUCUGAUGGUAUAUGUUUCUUAAAGGUCCAUAUGUAAUAAAGAAAUGAAAAACAAA
Messenger RNA from Jaculus jaculus (lesser Egyptian jerboa), 2378 nucleotides. RefSeq names its product SWI/SNF related, matrix associated, actin dependent regulator of chromatin, subfamily e, member 1 (gene Smarce1). NCBI's taxonomy places the organism in Eukaryota, Metazoa, Chordata, Mammalia, Rodentia, Dipodidae. The transcript has 11 exons. The record is from RefSeq and is a predicted model, not a curated record. Gene Ontology annotation, molecular function: nuclear receptor binding; nucleosomal DNA binding. Gene Ontology annotation, cellular component: SWI/SNF complex. Gene Ontology annotation, biological process: negative regulation of DNA-templated transcription. Bases 139 to 1374 code for a protein of 411 amino acids.